UCUUCUCUAUGACAGGUUCCCAGCGCCCCGGUCUUCCUUGUUGGGCGGAGAGCGGUGGCUAGUUGUGUAAUAGGCUGGAUCGGUGAUGAGAGUUUGUGGUGGUGGCUGGGACACACAGAAGUCACUAUGAGGGAGAAGAGGAGCAGGCGGCGGAGAACGGGAAGAAAAGAGGAGUCGGGGACAACGAUGCAAUCAACGUCAACAGAUGACUUCAUAGGAGCUAGCAGCUCUAAAGCUGUCUCCAGGAAAUCGCACAAUAAAGGAUCCCCAGCAGAUGUUUCUCCUGACUCAAAGUGUCCCAUAUGUCUGGACCGCUUUGAAAACAUAUCACACUUGGACCGAUGUCUCCACAGGUUUUGCUUUAAAUGUAUAAAGGAAUGGGCAAAAAACAAAGCAGAAUGUCCCCUAUGCAAGCAGCCCUUUCAUUCUAUAUUUCAUAGUGUCCGAGCCGAAGAUGAUUUCAAAGAAUACGUUUUGAGGCCCACUUUAAAUGGCUCUUUUGGUAGUCCAGAUGGGCAGAGGUUUCGCUAUCGUACUACUAUGACGAGGGAAAAUCAAUUGCCCAGUCAAUUGCCCAUGCGAACAUUAAGAUCAUCUGCACACAGAACGUUUUCGCCUACAGACAAUGGCGUUCUGUUUGAGGGUUAUACAAAUAGACCAUCUCGUCAAAGAGGCAGCAAUAUUCAACAGAUGAUGAGAAGGCUAGCUUCCAGGCGGCAAGCCAGUGCAGAGGGCAGGGCGAUGAGGCAGAUUCAAGAGCAGGAGCUCGUCAACUUCAGGCGAGCACUUUACCGCUCAGGAAUGCAUGUCAGGAAUAUUCAGGAUGGUGGACGCUAUCGUGAUAUUUCUGCUGAGUUCUUCCGCAGAAAUCCUGCUUGCCUUCAUCGGCUUGUGCCCUGGCUUAAACGGGAAUUGACAGUCUUAUUUGGCACACACGGUUCCCUUGUUAACAUUGUACAGCACAUCAUCAUGAGCAACGUUACUCGAUAUGACAUGGAAAGUCGAGCUUUUUUAGAGGAUUUGCAGCCUUUCUUGCUUCACCGUACAGAACACUUUCUUCACGAGUUCAUCAAUUUUGCCCGCUGCCCUUAUAAUAUGGAUGCAUAUGACCAACAUGCCAACUACGAUUGUCCUGCACCCUCCUAUGAAGAAGGUAGUGAAUCAGAAUCUUCUGUAAUUACUAUAUCCCCAGAUGAGGUUAAUACAGGGGAACCUGAUAUGCCUUCCUCUUCCAUUGAAGUUGGACAAUCUCUCUGGGAUGAUGAAACACCUGGACCUUCCUACUCCACAGUGGAGCAGGCAACUAGUAGCGUGUUAACUACCGUGGAUAGUUCAGAUGAGGAACCUUCAAGUAGUAGACUGGAUUCCCCUCAUUUGAAUACCACUACUACUGAUGUUAUUCAGAGCCAGAUCAUUCCUACUGAUGACUGUAUUAUAGUAGGUUAUGUUAAACCACUUGCAGAAAGAACCCCAGAAUUAGUUGAACUCUCUUCUGAUUCCGAACCUUCCCUUUGUGAAGUGAAGCUUGAGCAAGCGAAAAAGCCCCAAGAAACACCUUUUACUUUAUAUGACAGUAGUGAAUCACAUAGGUCUUCCUCUGCUUCAUCUCAAUCAAGUGAUAAGCAAUCACCCAAAAUUAAGCAAAAGCUUAAAACAUCCAGCGACAAAUCUCAUUUAAAAAAGAAGAAAGAGAAAAGACCAACAGAUGCAUCUCGAAGAUGGCUUGAAUCCAGGAAAGAUGAAAAGGAUGAAAGACAUUCUUACAAUGAAGGCACAUCAAGACGGAGGGAGCGCUCUUUGAGCUCCGAUUGUUAUUCUCGUUCUUCUCGAAAUAAAGCCUGUGACGGUCACAAAAAAUGGCACACUAAAAGCAAGCAAAGAACUAAAACUCGAGAAAAGAAGCAUAAAAUUUGGAGGGAAGGAAAGAGAUCACGUAGUAGAGACAGAAGUUCAUCUUGGAGAAGCAGAACGGUUUCUUUGUCAAGCGAAAGCUCCAGAGAGCUAAAUGGAUCCAACUUGAGAAAUAGAAAGCGCAGCAAGGGGAGGUCCCAAAGUCGUGACAAUGACAACAUAGACAGCUAUCGCAGUACUUAUCAUUGGGAGUAUACAUAUUAUAGCAGAAACCGCGAUAGAGAAGAGUUUCAGAAAUCUUAUAAACGACAUUCAAGUGGUAGAGGCGAUUGCUCUAGAUAUUCCAUCAGUCCAGAUUACCAUUUACAGACUUUCUCUCAAAGGAAAGAAUCAAGGAAACUGAGAGAGACUAAUGUUGAUAAGCGCAAUUAUCAAUCAAGAAGCCGUUCCAACAGUCGCGCUACUACAGCCUGUGCUCUGCAAACCCAAUCUGACAAACCAGGUGGUAAGAGGAAAUAUAAAACCCGACAUCUAGAACCACAAAACAAAAGCAAGUGUGAGACGGAAGUCACCAAUGGAAAAGAGGAACAUACGCAGACCGCUCAAGGAGAGUCCAAGGAUAAUUUGAUGGCCAAAUCUUCAAAUGAACCUAAGCUAAAAUUGAGGAAAAAGACACGGAGCCCCAGUGUGGAAAUAGUGUACGAAGGGAAAUGCACACAGGACGCCAAACGCCAUAAAAAGAAAAAGAAGAAACACAAGAAGAAACGCAGACGUGAACAGAGUUCUCCGGUUGUCAUCAGGAUUGACAGUGAUAGUGACACCUCGAUGAGACUUGGUGUGCCAAAUAGUAAUGAUGUUACACGGCCUGGUAAAAGUGACAGCGUAGAGUCUAAUGUGGCUCUGCUUAGUGACUUGCCAACUCCCUCUACACCCGUCAACACCAUAGACGGAGAUUGUGAAGCAGCAAGCCCUUAUUCCAAAGCUUGCAAUCUGCCGUCAGUUAAUGAAUAUCUGGAUAGUUCCACAGACAUACUUGAUGGAUUAUUUUUUGGUGAAAGUUUGGACGGGCAAGCCUUCCUACCAGCACACAGUCCAACUAAAACGUCAUCUCUUCUUGAUGAAACUGCAGUGUCUGGGCUUCCCAUAUCUGAUUCUAAAUUGGAGCAGGACAGAGAGACUUCUACUACACCCCCUAUAACAACUGCCUCACAAGAAACUAUUGCUGAGAAUCCACAAGAGAUGUUUGCUCAGACUGUCUGUGAACAUUUGCAAACCAUGCCUUCUAUUGCAUCACCUCCAACAGCCUCUGAGGAGAGUACGGAAGAGAACUCCCAAGUCAUAUUUGCCGAGACUGUUUGUGAACAUUUGGAAGAUAUGGUGGAACACCUAUCUCCAACAAUUUUAUGAGCAUUUGUAUGUCUUAUUACUUUUUAACUUAAAGUUCUGCUUUCAUUUGGACAUUCAAUACGUUAAGAUCAUAAAAAAAUCGAUC
Molecule: messenger RNA, 3343 nt
Organism: Nanorana parkeri
Lineage: Eukaryota; Metazoa; Chordata; Amphibia; Anura; Dicroglossidae
Gene: TOPORS
Product: TOP1 binding arginine/serine rich protein
Exons: 2
Coding region: 127-3258 (1043 amino acids)
Biological process (GO): protein polyubiquitination; protein monoubiquitination
Molecular function (GO): ubiquitin protein ligase activity; metal ion binding
Source: RefSeq, a predicted model, not a curated record